Messenger RNA from Homo sapiens (human), 2246 nucleotides. RefSeq names its product leucine rich repeat containing 71 (gene LRRC71). The record is from RefSeq and is a predicted model, not a curated record. The coding region runs from base 520 to 2121 and encodes 533 amino acids. The transcript is spliced from 16 exons. Lineage: Eukaryota; Metazoa; Chordata; Mammalia; Primates; Hominidae.
GUUGUCUUGGAGAGGGACGCGUAGGCUACGCCACCGCGGACGGGUCGGAUCCGGUCCCUGGACGCGGAACAGAGAUCCCCUGAUUCAGCCACCCCCAGACUGAGCCCCGUAGAGUGCGUUCUUACCUUCCUGCCCCGACGAAGGUCCCAGAGACGCUGCGGACAACACCAGCAUGUCGAGCGAGCAGAGCGCGCCGGGGGCCUCACCCAGGGCCCCGCGUCCGGGGACCCAGAAGUCUUCUGGCGCGGUGACCAAAAAGGGAGAGCGCGCGGCCAAAGAGAAGCCAGCGACCGUUCUGCCUCCCGUGGGGGAGGAGGAGCCCAAAAGCCCUGUGAUAGAACCCCAAUCAAACUAAGCAUGAAGGGGAAAUGUAUCCGAAGUCUUCUUGAUACAAAUCUGCCAGCUUCGUCAUCACGGGGACAAGAACUUGCUGUCUCUGGAAUCGAAGUAAAACAACUUGGGAAAAAGAUCUGAUCAUCCAGCAUUAGCCAGGUACUAUCUCUUUGUCAGUGCUGGUGGAUGGGGAGAAGGAAUUAUAGGAGCUGGAGAAACAACAUCUUCUGGAAGGGAAGACAAGACAGUAUACAAUCCCCUACAGAGGAGUACCAGUGCUCCGGGGUCCUCGAGACCGACUUCGCCGAGCUCUGCACGCGGUGGGGCUACACGGACUUCCCCAAAGUUGUCAACCGGCCCCGCCCCCACCCGCCCUUCGUCCCCUCCGCCUCUUUGUCGGAAAAGGCCACCUUAGACGAUCCGCGGCUGUCGGGGUCCUGCAGCCUCAAUAGCCUGGAGAGCAAAUACGUGUUCUUCCGGCCCACCAUCCAGGUGGAGCUGGAGCAGGAGGACAGCAAGUCAGUGAAGGAAAUCUACAUCCGCGGUUGGAAGGUUGAGGAACGGAUUCUGGGUGUCUUCUCUAAAUGUCUGCCCCCGCUUACCCAGCUACAGGCCAUCAACUUGUGGAAGGUGGGGCUGACCGAUAAGACCCUGACCACCUUCAUCGAGCUCCUGCCUCUCUGUUCAUCCACGCUCAGGAAGGUGUCUCUGGAGGGGAACCCACUGCCGGAGCAGUCCUAUCACAAGCUCAUGGCCUUGGACAGCACGAUUGCGCACUUGUCUCUGCGGAACAAUAACAUCGACGACCGCGGGGCGCAACUCCUGGGCCAGGCGCUGUCCACGCUGCACAGCUGCAACCGGACCCUCGUCUCGCUCAACCUGGGUUUCAACCACAUCGGUGACGAGGGCGCAGGCUACAUCGCGGACGGCCUCCGGCUGAACCGUUCCCUGCUCUGGCUGUCCCUGGCCCACAACCGCAUCCAGGACAAGGGCGCCCUGAAGCUGGCUGAGGUCCUGCGCGCCUUCGAGCUGACACACACCGAAGUGGUGGAGCGCCGACGCCUCCUGCUGGAAAAAGGGACACAGGAGCGCUCGCGAUCGCCCUCCUCCUCUCGACACGGGGACUCCAAAACGGACCGUGAGAAGAGUCAGAUGGUAGGGAUCAGCAAUAGUGCAUUGGUGGACAAGACAGACAAGACGCAGACAAUGAAAACCCCUAAGGGCCUGGGCAAGAAAAAGGAGAAAUCAUGGGAAUUGGCCAAGAAAGAGGAGAAGUUGGGGUCUGGGCAGUCACCCACACAAGGAACCCCUAAGAAGGAAGAUGCCACAAAGGCAGGCAAGGGGAAGGUAACCAUCCCUGAACAGAAGCCAAGCAGGGCAAAAGGGAUCAAGAUCGGGAGCAGAGAGAAGCGCAGCAUCCUCCUGGAGUCCGAGCAGCUGGUUGUUGAGGCUACUGAGGUGGUCAACCCUCUCCUGGAGCCUGUGGAGCACCGAGAUGGGAAAGUUUUCAUGCCUGGGAACAAGGUCCUUUUGCACCUCAACCUCAUCCGGAACCGCAUCACAGAGGUGGGGCUGGAGGGCUUCCUCGCCACGGUGCAGUAUCAGAUGCAGUUCUCCAAGGCCAAGAGUGCAUCCAAGGGUCCAGUGGGGCUGCUGUGGCUGUCCCUGGCUAAAAAUUGCUUCGCCCCACAAUGUCCUGCGUACGCCAUAAUCCAGGAGCUGAUGUUGCCAAGGGAUCCCAUCAAGGCCAAACUCAGGGAGGAUGAGGCCAUGGCAUUCUUCCCCUAGCCCCCUCCCACCUGCUUGCCUCUAAGACUCGGGGCUACAGAAGCACCUCCUGUCCCUGUGUGGGGUGACCUCCCUGGGGGAGAUCUCAGACCAAUAACAAAGUCUGUUGCUAUACUUUUCCUUGA